CCCAGUCCAAUUGACGUCGACGACACAUGCCAAUUCUUCCAACACAUUUAACACGAUAAGGCCACUGUACGUCUACCAGCUUUUGCCGGAAAAUGUUGCACUCUAAUAGACGUUGCUAAACUUUUGUUUACAGCCGUCACGCCAAAACUCUUGCAGCUAUCGAUAGCCAGCCUCAGCAUAGACACUUCCCGCAUUCUUGUCUCGCCUCUAGGCGCAUUCCAUUCCUCCCGCAGGCACGGUACAACGACACCCACAAUGCGGAAUGUUCUUGCUUCCCUGUUCCUCCUCGUCGCAAUUGCCUGCGCAACACCCAACUUCCUAGCCGCCUUCGUUGAACCACUGCUCGAAAGCCCGCCCGCCCAAACCAACGACACAAUCGCAGAAGGAGAGGGGGAACUCGAGCUCCUUAAAAGACAGACGGGCUGCGCAUCGGGUUACAAUGCAUGCUCUGGUCUCGGGGCCCCAGGACUCUGCUGUAGGUCGGGCAGUGUAUGUUCCGCUGACGCUGCCGGCCAUGUCGCAUGCUGCCCUCUAAACGCUGCCUGCACGGGAACCAUCGCGCCCGUAGGCGGAGGAACCACAGCUUCCAAUACGGGAGGAGGCGCGGCUACCACAACGGUCCCUUUCGUCACGGCAGUCACGACCACGAACAAUGGCGUCAUCAUUGGCACGUCCACGGCAACGACGUUCGUCCAGCAAAGCGGAUCCCAGUCUUAUGUCCGAUCCACGGUAUCAAACCAGUACUACCCUUUCGCCUUUAUUCCGACUACUUACACCAAUGCAGCCGCUUGCUCUUCAGCUUAUACGAGCUGCCAGACGGAUGCUGCAAGCUGCACUGCAGCACUAGCGAGUGGCCGCCAGGGCGUCACAAUUUCUGCACCGAACGGUGGGGCGACCAUCACGGCCAUUGCGAGUGUGGGAAUGCCGUCCGCGAGCUCGAUUUGCUCGAGUCUGAGCGCGCAGGCUUGCUUUGGGUUGCAGGUGCAGGCGUGUCAGGCUUUUGGCAACGGGAAUACAGGGAAUACGGGGGCCGGGAGAAGAAAUGCAUGUGGGCGCAUAUAUGGGAUUGGAGCCGGCGUGGCGGUGGGAAUUGCGGGUCAGAUGCUUAGGUAACGAGGCGGGUAGCUGGGAUGCUUACUUGCUUGCUUAUGUUGAUCAUGUGGUUUUGGUACAUAAAAAGAGGGGGUUCGUGUGCCUUUUCAAAUGCUUUGAGCAUGGCUCUGGAGUUUGGUUUUCAACUGGGGUGCUGGAGGAAUUAAUGAUAACUUCCUCGGAGAUAGUCUUCCCACACCUUGCGGUCAUUCUGUCUAUUUAUUAAUGCUUUGAAGUUGAGAGAGUGUGUGUGCCUUGCUGUAGUCUUCUGAUACACAAUAGUAUCCCGGGUA
Molecule: messenger RNA, 1385 nt
Organism: Lindgomyces ingoldianus
Lineage: Eukaryota; Fungi; Ascomycota; Dothideomycetes; Pleosporales; Lindgomycetaceae
Exons: 1
Coding region: 256-1113 (285 amino acids)
Source: RefSeq, a predicted model, not a curated record